GUGCCCCAGGGGGUUGCCCCUUGCCCCGGUUCAUUCAUUCCGCCCGAGUCCGGAGCCACCCACUUCGGGGAAGCUGUAUCGGGCCCCCAGAAUUGGUCAGAGAAACAUGGCAGCAAGGCGAAUCACCCAGGAGACUUUGGAUGCUGUGUUACAAGAAAAAGCUAACCGGUAUCACAUGGACCCCAGUGGUGAGGGUGUAGGUGAAGCUCUUCAGUUUAAAGCUCAAGAUCUUCUAAGGACCGUCCCAAGAACCAGAGCAGAUGUGUGUGACGACAUUCACAGCGAUAGUAGGUACUCACUUAGUGGAUCCAUAACUCACUCUCGAGACACUGGGAGAGAAGGCCUUAGAGGUGAAGUCUUUCCAGGACCAUCCUUCAGAUCAAGCAAUCCCUCUAUAAGUGAGGACAAUUAUUUUCGCAAAGAAUGUGGCCGGGAUCUGGAAUUUUCCCACCCUGACUCCCGAGACCAGGUCUUUGGCCAUCGGAAAUUGGGACAUUUUCGUUCUCAGGACUGGAAGUUUGCACUCCGUGGUUCGUGGGAACAGGACUUUGGCCACCCAGUUUCUCAAGAAUCCUCUUGGUCACAGGAGUAUAGCUUUGGUCCGUCAACAUUACUUGGGGGCUUUGCCUCCUCCAGGCUGAUUGAGAAAGAAUGUCUGGAGAAGGAGAGUCGAGAUUAUGACAUCGACCAUCCAGGGGAGGCAGACUCUUUGCUCAGGGGCAGUGGCCGAGGUCUCAAAAUUGUUGACCAGGAGGGUGCCCUCCUAGGGAAGGGGGAUACUCAGGGCCUGCUCAUGCCAAAAGUAGGGGCUGGGAAACGUGUCACACUGAGAAGUGUGAGCACAAAAAAAGUACCCACUAUAAAUCGUGUGACCCCCAAAACUCAGGGCACUAAUCAAAUCCAGAAAACCACCCCAAGUCCUGAUGUGACUCUCGGGACAAACCCAGGGACAGAAGAUAUACAGUUCCCCACUCAGAAGAUCCCUUUAGGUCUCAAUCUGAAGGAUGUUCGGCUUUCCAGGAGGAAGAUGAGCUUUGACCCCAUAGAUAAGUCUGAUGUUUUUUCAAGAUUUGGAAUAGAAAUAAUCAAGUGGGCAGGAUUCCACACCAUAAAAGAUGAUGUUAAAUUUUCCCAGCUUUUCCAGACUCUCUUUGAGCUUGAAACUGAAACCUGUGCUAAAAUGCUGGCCUCAUUCAAAUGCUCUUUAAAACCAGAGCACAGAGAUUUUUGCUUUUUUACUAUCAAAUUUUUAAAGCACUCUGCUUUGAAAACACCCAGAGUUGAUAACGAGUUUUUAAACAUGCUUUUAGACAAAGGUGCUGUAAAGACCAAAAAUUGCUUUUUUGAAAUCAUAAAGCCUUUUGACAAGUACAUCAUGAGGCUUCAAGACCGGCUCCUGAAGAGUGUCACGCCCUUGCUCAUGGCCUGUAAUGCUUAUGAGCUGAGUGUCAAAAUGAAGACCCUUAGCAACCCCUUGGACUUGGCUGUUGCCCUAGAGACCACAAAUUCCCUUUGUCGGAAGUCUUUGGCCCUUUUGGGACAGACCUUCUCCUUGGCCUCUUCUUUCCGGCAAGAGAAGAUCUUAGAAGCUGUUGGCCUCCAAGAUAUUGCUCCUUCUCCUGCUGCAUUUCCAAACUUUGAAGACUCCACUCUGUUUGGGAGAGAGUAUAUUGACCACCUGAAGGCCUGGCUUGUCAGCAGUGGGUGUCCACUCCAGGUCAAGAAGGCUGAACCUGAGCCGCUUCAUGAGGAGGAGAAAAUGGUUCCUUCUCUGAAACCCAAAAUUCAGCCAAAGGCUUCAAGUGUUCUGAGUGAUGCAGUCCCCCAGCGUGCAGAUCACAAGGUGGUAGACACCAUCGACCAGUUGGUCUCACGUGUCGUCGGAGGCAGCCUGUCUCCCAAAGAGAGAGCUCUCCUCAAGGAGGACCCUGCUUAUUGGUUUCUGUCUGACGAUAGUAGUCUGGAGUAUAAAUACUAUAAGCUGAAACUGGCAGAAGUGCAACGGAUGAGCCAAACCUUGCCAGGAGUGGAUCAGAAGCCAGUGGUGGCAGAGUGUGCAGUCAGGGCCAUGCUGUAUGCCCGGGCAGUCCGGAGCCUCAAAAAGAGGCUCCUUCCAGGGCGCCGUCGGGGACUUCGCUUUCAAGGGUUCCGGGGCUGGAAGGGAAGGAGAGCAACUACUGGCACCCAGACCCUCCUCUCCUCAGGCACCAGAUUGAGGCACCACAGCCGGCAGGCUUCAGGCUCCCUUCCGGGAAAGCCUCCCAAGCCAGACAGAAGUGGUAUUGCCAAGAACUGCCUGCCAGACCCAGCUGGACCCUCUCCUCAGGAUCCCAGCUCAGAAAGCUCAGCCCCAUCACCCAAGCCAGUGGGAGUGGACACUUCAGAAGCCCCUCAGACCUCUUCUCCCUGCCCAUCUGCUGAUGUUGAUAAGAAGACGAUGGAAACUGCAGAGAAACUGGCAAAAUUUGUCGCUCAGGUGGGACCAGAGAUUGAACAAUUCAGCAUAGAAAAUAGUACCGACAACCCUGACCUGUGGUUCCUACAUGACCAAAAUAGCUCAGCUUUCAAAUUCUAUCGCAAGAAAGUAUUUGAGCUGUGCCCGUCAAUUUGUUUUACAUCGUCUUCGCUGAGCCUCCACACUGGCGAGCACACUGAACGUCAGGAGAGUGCCCUGGACCCUGGGGAAGAGGAAGGAGAAUCUGAGGAUGAGCACCCCCAUCAAGAGACUGAGCUGGAGAGCCCAGAGUUGAUGCCUGAGGAGGAAGAGGAUGAGGAAGAGGAGGGGGAGGGGGAGGAGGAGGAGGAGGAAGAUGAAGAUGAGGAGGGGGGUGAAGAAGCCCCUGCUCCUGGAAGGGCAUCCAGGCUGGGAGGUGCCACCAAGUCCGACGGUAGUCUCCCUGCUGAUGGCUUCCCUAGUGAGAUGACUGAGGAUGGCCCAGCAGGUGCACCUGCCCUAUCACAGACUGCCUCGGGGGCCUGCUUCCCCAGGAAGAGGGUCAGCAGCAAGUCACUGAAGGUUGGCAUGAUUCCAGCUCCCAAGAGGCUGUGCCUCAUCCAGGAACCCAAAGUUCACGAACCAGUUCGUAUUGCCUAUGACAGGCCUCGGGGUCGUCCUGUGUCCAAAAAAAAGAAACCCAAGGACUUUGACUUUGCCCAGCAGAAGCUGACUGACAAGAACCUAGGGUUCCAGAUGCUGCAGAAGAUGGGCUGGAAAGAGGGCCAUGGCCUGGGCUCCUGCGGGAAGGGCAUCAGGGAGCCCGUCAGUGUGGGAACUGCCUCAGAAGGGGAGGGGUUGGGUGCUGAUGGACAGGAGCACAAAGAAGACACAUUUGACGUGUUCCGUCAGCGGAUGAUGCAGAUGUACAGACACAAACGGGCAAACAAAUAGGUAUGCGUGUAAGCUGCAUGGAGGCAUGUGCCUGAGCUGAUGUUUCUUCCCAAACUAGUGUUCCCUGUACCCCAAAAUGCCAACAGAAAAACACAUCGAAAACUUCUCUGUAGGAAAUAAAAGGAGUCUUUGGAUGCAGAUGUGCCUCACUCUCAGUGUCCAGGUUUGGCUGAAGGAGUGAGCCCCAUACUUCCCAAGCAUAAUUGCUGUACCUGUCAGCAAGGCCUAGGAGCAAGGCUCCUGGGCUGGACCGCAUGCAGCUAUCCAUGGAAACAGGCGGCCACGCGUGUGGCCUUCCAUCCUGCAAGUGUGAGGGCGAGCUGGAGGAUGACACUUUGCUAACUCCCUUUCUGAGGGUCUUCAGAUUCUUUUCCUUCAAGUGUGGGUAUAUAACUCAUCAUCUUUCACCUCUCUUUUUAGUUGCCCUUCCCAACCAUCAUUUCCAACUCCAUUUUGAACAAAAUCAUUCUCUCCCUGAAUAGAUCAAAACCAUUGGUGAGAAAGAUCAGGCUUGAAGCAGCAAUUACUCUUAAAACGUCAGCUCUGCCCGGAUCUGCCCUGGAACCAGUGCCCACAUACGGUUUGGUGUGUACCAGAGACAAUUGUCUGCAGUUUAUCGUGUGGGUUUUCCUCUGACUAUACUUUUUCUUAGAGAAAGAAAGAAUGCAUCAUUUCCAAUCUGCUUCUGCCCUUCCUCUCCCCCAUGUGCCUUUGCAGCAGAUCCCUCUGGAUCUGCCAUGACCCCUCAAAGGCAGCGCUGCCCAGGGGCACACCAGGGCUCUCAGUGCCCAGGAACCAGCUGUGCAGCCUUCCCGACCAGAAGUCUCUGUCAGUGCCUUUAGACCAUAGUUAGAUCUGUUGUCUUAUUCUCUAGGAGGUGAGCAGAAUAGAGAUGGGGAAUAGCUAACUGUGCCCUGGGACCACCACCUGUUGGCUAGAGCACUGAGGCCCCUUGAACAAGGGAGAUACUCAGUUGACAAAUGUGGUGUUUAUGAAGUCUCUUAAAUACCUUCCAAGAGACUGAGACAUACUUUAGCAGCAAUAUGAUUUAGCUCUGUUCAGUGGGGAGUAAUUGUUAAACUAUGAAACUUUUCAUGUCUUUUUGGAAUCCACAUAGCAAGCUGCAGUUUGAUUUCUUUUACCCACAUAUGGAGUGUCUGCUGUAAUGGGGGGAGGGGUGUGAACUCCUCAGGACUCUUCGUUUUCUGCACGUGUGGCAGUGUAGAGACUUGUUUUAUUAGGGCCUUUGUGCGAAGCAGAAAGCAUUCUCUCGGGGUAGGCUCUGCAGCUGUUUGCUAUUUCAAGGCAUAUGAUUGCCACCCCUUCUAGCUUCUUGUAGCAAACAUGCGGAAUCCUUGGGCUUUUGGAAUCUCAAUCCUCAUAAAGUAGCAGUGUUGAAGUUUUAAAUAUGUGCUAAAAUUUGGAAAACUUGGGAUCCUGCUGAUAACAGUUUAGGGAACGCAGCAGUGAGUUACCAUGUCGGCUGCUGUUACUGGCUCUUAAGAAAAUCUUACUUUCUCAAAGCCACUGGCCUCCCACUGUCUUCUGUCUGGUCUGUGUCCUGAGCCCUUGGUCACAGGCCUGUGCCACCUCCCUUUUCAGGAGCAGCCUAGGAACUGUGCUUGCUUCCGGUCUCUUCCAUUUGGCAGUCAGCACAUCGAUAUUGCCCUGGACCUGACUCAUCUGCAGGGGCGGUGAGGUUUGGGGGAACCACAGCUAUGGGGCACUUCUGCUCUCUUCUCUCCUGAUUCUUCCUGUAGCCUUCCAUGUUGUCAGUGGUCAGGAACCACGGAAUUCUUUGGCUCUUUCUCUAACUCUAUCAUGUUUGCUCUGUUCUCAUAAUGUUCAUUGUUGACUUUCUCCACUUUUAUUUAAAAGUCAGAUGUUUUAGGAAAUCCUGGUAUAUGAACCCUGUCCCCACAGCCUCCUGCCACCCCUCCUCUUGGGGACACUUGCUUUGCGCUGACAGUGAGAACCUUUGGCAGAUGUCAGAGGAAACACUCCCUUGAGCCUGCAAAGUCCUGCCAGCACCAGGUGGUGCCUUGCCUGUGAAUUGGACAACCAGGUGGUGAAGGCACGGCAGGGAGCCAGGAGGCAUACCUGUGUCCUGCUGGCUGUCGGCCAGAGGCCAGCGCACUGCCCUUUGCAGGAGCCUGGUGCAAGCAUGUGUGUGGUUGCAAGACCUUGUCAAAGUCACAGUGUUUUUUCUGUCAUUCUAGUUCCAGGGUCUUCCGUGAGGACGACAGGCAUCCGGAAAGUGCUAACUCACCACUUUGGGUGCUUACUGUCUCUGGCUUGUUUCCAUCACUGGAAAUCACAUAGAGAAUUUUAGCAUUUUUGGUCCUUGGUAAAACCUAGAAGACAUUUGUGAUGUUACAAAAUGGAAGUUUUUGGGUUUUUUUAAUCUCAGAAGUUGUGAAUGUUGUUAAUCACUUAGUUGCAAUAAAUGUAGUAGAAACCCAAUUUU
Talpa occidentalis (Iberian mole) is the source of this 5855-nucleotide messenger RNA. RefSeq names its product SURP and G-patch domain containing 2 (gene SUGP2). NCBI's taxonomy places the organism in Eukaryota, Metazoa, Chordata, Mammalia, Eulipotyphla, Talpidae. Gene Ontology annotation, biological process: RNA processing. The record is from RefSeq and is a predicted model, not a curated record. The transcript has 10 exons. Bases 107 to 3388 code for a protein of 1093 amino acids. Gene Ontology annotation, molecular function: RNA binding. Gene Ontology annotation, cellular component: nucleoplasm.